AUCAACACUGUCAAAGGAGGAGGGAGAAGGGAAGGAGGAAGAAGGAAGGAGUAAAUAGGAGAGGGAUAUUGUGCAGCAGGUGAGGGUGGAGUUAAAGCACAGAAGGCUGAAUAAAGACAGACAGAGCAGCACACUGAUCCCCUGAGCCUGACAAACACCUGAGAACAACAAGACAGUGGAGAUCUGAACAACACAGCUGAGCCCGGGCUCCACGUUCAGCUGGGAAGAUGCAUGAAAAGUGCCUGACUGCAGUAACAGGAUUUCACUUUUGAUUCAUUUUCUUUUGGGUGUUAAGAGUCAACUGCAGGCAGCGAGGAUGUCUUCAGUAUCAAAUGCAGACUUUCAGUGCAAAAAAGGAGACACUGCCUGUGAGAUCCGAGUAUAUGAACAGGAGGUGAUCGUCGUGCCCGUCCUUCUGCUGGCCAGCUUUCUGGUAACUCUGGUCUUCAUUUUAUUGCUGCGCUUUUGUCCAGAGAGAGUCGAUCGUCUCCGUCCAAAGCCAAAGGAAACUUCCAGGAAGAACCUGCAAGGCAUUGAUGCUCCAUCAGGUAUCAAUGUUCUGGAACAUGAAAGCAUGGUUUCAGACAAGCCCAGUACCUACUCCACUUUCCACCCCCCGCACACCUAUGUUAACAAAGCAUUCUCCCCUUCUGUGGAGACACACCCUCAGCCCCUCAGUCCCCCUCUGCAAGGGGAUUUCAAGCCCAAUUUCCCUCUGCCACCCCAGCCCAGAGAGUUGCCCCGCCAGAGGCUCCCUGAGUCCUUCAACCUGGUCACGCCUCUGCCUGCUGCCUUCUCCCUGCGCACAGAGUCCUCUGUGUCCCUCUACAGGGCCCGUAUGGAAAACAGGAAUGUGGUUCUGCGGGUGUUAAAUGACACAGCUGAUGCCACAGAAAGACACAGCUUCCUGGGAUUCGCAUCCUUCCUGGCCCAGCUCGGACCACAUCCGUUCCUGCCUGAGCUUCUGGGUGUGGUGUCAAUCCGAGCUCCUCUGGUUACAGUUGUGGAAGAGCUGGAAAACAGAGACCUGCUCAGCUUCUUGUGGAGAUGCAGAGAGGCCCAUGUGGAUCCUCCAUGUGAAAUGACAGAGAAACGAAUAUUUACCAUGGUAAACCAGGUGGCCUGUGCACUGGAGUUCCUUCACAGCAAAGACCUGCUCCACGGAAACAUCCGUGCCCAUAGUGUCCUGAUCAGUAAGCAGUUCACAGCCAAGCUUUGGGGCCUACACGGAGUCUACACACGAAAGAACCCAGGAGCCUCCCAGAAGGAGGAUCCAAGCAUGAAGAAAUGGCAGGCACCAGAGCUGCUGGCCAAGAGGCCUGCCAGUGAGAAAAGUGACAUCUGGUCCUUUGGGAUCUUAUUGUAUGAAAUGGCAACUUUGGGUGAAGCUCCGUUUGCAGAGAUCCCAGUUAAUGAGCUUCUGCAGUUCCAUCAGCGAGGAAAAAGUCUCAAAAAACCAUCCAACUGCUCCAACGCACUGUACACCAUCAUUAAGAGUUGCUGCCAGUGGAGGGAUCAAGAUCGACCUACUCUGGCUGAAGUGAGCAAGAAGCUGGUUUUGGGAGAGAAGAGUGCCUCUGACAAGGUCAUCAAGGUAUCUGAGACAGUUAACAUUGAGCGGUACCUUCAAGAAGCAGGAUAUGGAGAAACCAACAGCUACACUGUUUUCUGAUUGCUGCCAUUCUCAGCAAAAGCACUUUUAGAAAAAAGAAAGAAAAAAAAAAAACCUUUCAGAUGCAAUAAAAUAGCUUCAAACUCUGGGUAUGAUCACUCUGGGCAAUUAAAUUGUUCCUUUUUCAUUUUUCAUAAGUUAACUUUGGGAACCAUUAUUUUUUUAUUUCUUUCAGUGUGUUUUGUCCGUACCAAUAUCUCUAAGGUUCAGUUGGAGAAAUAAAACCUGUAACAGACAUUUGGACCUGUAAACCUGACCAACAUACAGCUUCAUCCUGAACUUGUGGUUAACUUGAUGGUUUGCAAAAUCGUAUUUGAAGAUGCUAAUGUAUGUUAACAGAACUAAUAUAUAUUUUUACAUUUUUGCAUGAUUUCAUAUCAGGCAUAGUUAUGGAAAUGAAGGACAUAAUGUAACUUUGCCAUUUUUACUAUUAUAAAUUAUGUUUAUGUGAUCAUCUAUGAGUAUGAAAAACUGUUUAC
This is a messenger RNA of Archocentrus centrarchus (flier cichlid), 2151 nucleotides long. RefSeq names its product serine/threonine/tyrosine kinase 1b (gene styk1b). Bases 317 to 1672 code for a protein of 451 amino acids. Gene Ontology annotation, cellular component: signaling receptor complex; plasma membrane. The transcript has 10 exons. The record is from RefSeq and is a predicted model, not a curated record. NCBI's taxonomy places the organism in Eukaryota, Metazoa, Chordata, Actinopteri, Cichliformes, Cichlidae. Gene Ontology annotation, biological process: multicellular organism development; positive regulation of kinase activity; protein phosphorylation. Gene Ontology annotation, molecular function: transmembrane receptor protein tyrosine kinase activity; ATP binding.